Messenger RNA from Peronospora matthiolae, 3555 nucleotides. The record is from the annotation of a GenBank genome assembly. Lineage: Eukaryota; Oomycota; Peronosporomycetes; Peronosporales; Peronosporaceae.
AUGGACAAGCUACAGGAGCUAAGUCUCGUGUCCAAAGUGUGUCAGGCUCUGGAAAAUCACUUGGGAAUGAGCGACAAGACGCUGGCCGAGUUUGUCAUUGACCUCGUGCGUAGCAGCAGCGACUGCGCCGGAUUCCUGGCGUCGAUCAAAGACGACGAGCUGCCACUGCCCCGUGCUCUGGCGGAGAAUCUCUUUCGCAUUGUGCAGACGAUGGCGCCGGAUCGGAUGAAGAUGAAGAAGGUUGGAGACGUCAAGUGCAAGACGACCACGAGGCACGAGAUCCGAGACGACGAGGGGCUCACGGCAGCGGAUAUUGCGGGAGCAGCAGUGGAAGACGAUGGAGAUGAGAAAAAAGCAGACAUAACAGGAGCACGGCGCUCGCCGUCACGUCGUGGUAGGAAGAGUGAUGUUCGUUCUACAGCUCGGGAACAAUCGGGAGCGCGCGACCGCUAUGGACGUGACAGGAGUCGAGGAAGAACGGACGGUCGAGACCAAAGAAACAGACGCUCAAGGUCGGCAGAUAGGAGAAGCGGUCGACGGGAACAAGAACGAAGCCGUAGUCGCGGUCGUGGACGGCACGAUGGUCACUAUGGACCGACUCAUUCACAAAGCACUAGCCGAGCUCGUGAUGACGACCGACGUGAGAGCGAUGAGCACGGCGUGAAAGAUGUAGAGCUGUAUGGCAUUUAUGAUGGUCGCGUGACAAAAGUCAUGGACUUUGGCGUGUUCGUGGAACUCGCUGGUCUCGGGAGGGAGAAGAAGGAAGGACUUGUGCACGUGUCUAACUUGUCAGCAAAUCGUGUGAGAAAUGUAAAAGAGUUUGCCCAGCGCGGAGAUCGUGUCAAGGUGAAACUCAUUUCGAUAUCAGGGGCCAAGCUGUCGAUGUCGAUGCGAGACGUUGACCAAAAGACGGGGCAGGACCUGAUGCCUCAGCGCUCUAGCAGUGGUGUCGAGAGAGCGCGGCAGGAAAACAAGUCGUUGGAUCCGCGCUCGUGGGUCAACCCUUCUGCGCCGGGUAUGCAAAAAUCGCACCAGAUCGAUGAUGAUGACGGCAAGCCACAGCGUGCUGCUAAGCGAAUGUCGUCCCCUGAGCGGUGGGAAGUGCAGCAGCUUAUAAACUCGGGCGUGUUAUCGGUUGAAGAUUAUCCAACAUUCGAUGACGAGCAUGGUCUGCUUAACACUGAAGCUACGGAGGAGGACUUUGAGGUGGAGCUAAACGAGGACGAGCCAGUGUUCCUUCGCGGUCAAACUAACAUGAGCCGCGAUUUGUCACCUGUCAAAAUUGUGAAGAACCCGGAUGGAUCGAUGCAGCGUGCAGCAAUGACUCAGUCAAACUUGGCAAAAGAGCGUCGUGAACUUCGACAGACGCAGGCAAACCAACUUAUUGAUUCCAUCCCGAAGGAUCUUAAUCGUCCUUGGGAAGAUCCAAUGCCAGAUGCUGGUGAGCGACACUUUGCUCAGGAAUUACGUGGUAUCAAUAUGGGUGUCACAUUUGAGCUACCUGAAUGGAAGCAAAAGUCGGUCGGUAAAAACCUUUCGUAUGGUAUCGUGUCUAAUAAGUCGAUAUUAGAACAGCGCGAGAGCCUUCCAGUCUUCAGACUCAAGCGUCAAUUGAUGAAGGCAAUUGCCGAUAACCAGUUUCUUGUGGUCAUCGGAGAAACUGGUUCCGGCAAAACCACGCAAAUGACACAAUACAUGGCAGAAAUGGGGUUGACAUCCACCGGUAUUAUUGGAUGCACGCAGCCGCGUCGUGUCGCGGCUUCAUCUGUGGCAAAACGUGUGGCGGAGGAGUUUGGCUGCGAGCUGGGCCAAGAAGUAGGCUACUCUAUGCGUUUCGAGGACGUCACGACUCCAGAGACAGUGAUCAAGUACAUGACUGAAGGUAUGCUCUUGCGUGAAUACCUAGCCGAUCCGACGUUAUCGAAGUACAGCGCUCUGAUGCUCGAUGAAGCUCACGAGCGAACGAUCAACACUGAUGUGCUUUUUGGUCUGCUAAAAGAUCUUGGGCGCAAGCGAAAGGAUCUGAAACUUAUCGUAACUUCGGCAACACUGGAUGCCGAGAAAUUUUCUCGAUAUUUUUUUGACUGUCCGAUCUUCACGAUUCCAGGACGUACGUUCCCGGUCGAGAUUCUGUAUACGAAGGAACCAGAGCUCGACUACUUGGACGCUUCGCUUCUUUGCGUCAUGCAAAUUCAUCUAUCCGAGCCAGAGGGAGAUAUAUUGCUAUUUUUGACUGGACAAGAAGAGAUCGAUACAGCUUGCGAAGUGCUGUACCAGCGCAUAAAAGCAUUGCAGGAGCGUGCGUUGGCCCCGGAGCUUAUUAUACUUCCGGUGUAUGGUGCGUUACCUUCCGAGAUGCAGUCGCGCAUUUUUGACCCAGCGCCCAAGGGCUCCCGUAAGUGUGUAGUGGCUACCAAUAUUGCAGAGGCAUCGCUGACGAUCGACGGCAUUUAUUAUGUCGUGGAUCCUGGUUUCUGCAAGCAGAAUGCCUUCAACUCGAAGAUCGGAAUGGAUUCUCUAGUGGUUGUACCGUGCUCACAGGCUUCGGCUCGUCAGCGUGCAGGGCGUGCUGGACGCACAGGCCCAGGUAAAUGUUACCGACUGUACACAGAGAAUGCUUACAAGAACGAGAUGCUGUCCACGACUGUGCCUGAGAUUCAGCGUGCGAAUCUCGGAUCGGUUGUGCUACAGUUGAAGGCAAUGAGUAUCAACGAUCUCAUGGCUUUCGACUUCAUGGAUCCUCCUCCUCAGGAUGCCCUUGUCAUGGCACUUGAAAAUUUGUAUGCCCUGGGUGCCCUGGAUGACGAAGGUUUGUUAACGCGCUUAGGAAAGAAGAUGGCCGAGUUUCCUGUGGAGCCUAAAAAUGCAAAAGUGCUGCUGACUUCCGUGGUGCUUGGUUGUGCAGAGGAAGUGUUGACUAUUGUGGCGAUGAUGUCAGUGGAAUCGGUCUUUUUUCGACCAAAGGAAAAGCAGGCACAGGCUGAUCAAAAGAAGGCCAAGUUCCAUCAGCCUGAAGGUGACCACUUGACCUUGUUGGCUGUGUAUGAGGCUUGGGCAAAUUCCAAAUUCUCGAACCCGUGGUGCUACGAAAACUUCAUUCAAGCACGGGCUAUUCGUCGUGCCCAAGACGUGCGCAAGCAGUUGCUAUCAAUUUUGGACCGGUACAAAAUGGAUGUCGUCUCUUGCGGCAAGAACUUCAACAAAGUUCGGCGCGCGAUUGUGGCAGGCUACUUCGCUAACACAGCAAAGAAGGAUCCGCAAGAAGGAUACCGCACUAUGGUGGAGGGUCAGCCUGUAUACAUUCAUCCAUCGAGUGCGCUGUAUAACAAGAGCCCCGAGUGGGUGCUUUAUCACGAGCUCGUGCUUACGACGAAGGAGUACAUGCGCAACAUCAUGACGAUAGAGCCAAAGUGGUUAGUGGAACUGGCUCCAGCCUUUUUCAAGAAGGGAGACCCCACGAAACUCUCGAAACGCAAGCGCAACGAGAAGAUCGAGCCAUUGUAUGACCGCUUCAAUCCGCCCGAUUCCUGGCGUCUCAGCAAGCGCAGGGGGUAA